This is a messenger RNA of Dreissena polymorpha, 3262 nucleotides long. Its product is annotated as interferon-induced protein 44-like. The coding region runs from base 121 to 1593 and encodes 490 amino acids. Lineage: Eukaryota; Metazoa; Mollusca; Bivalvia; Myida; Dreissenidae. The transcript is spliced from 8 exons. The record is from RefSeq and is a predicted model, not a curated record.
CAGUUUCACGAAAAACAAAUUAUCUUCCUGUUAACAAUUUUCUGAAAACGACUGCGCAAAGAUCUUAUGUAAAAACUGCGUGGUCUUGUUAUAUUGCUUUGCGUUUCAAAUGUGAAGUUUAUGUGCGGUUACAGCUGUCUAUCAGACAGAAUGACUGGCCAACUUCGUGAUUCCGACAAGUCCCAGAUCGAAAGCUGGAUUGGACAGGGCCCAAAAAAUUUUAGCCUUUUAUACAGUAUCUCAAAGGACGGAUGCUCUGCUCAGAAAUUCCACGAGAAAUGCGACCAUCAAGGAUCCACAAUCACGGUGAUCUACAACAACCAAGGGUCUGUUUUCGGUGGUUACACAUCCGCCAGUUGGGCAGCUAGUAUAUCCGGUUCGACAAGAGAUGACAAGGCCUUCUUGUUUCAGCUGAAAUUUUCCGGUACAGAUACGAGACGUCAAUUUCCCAUUUCUGAUGCGGCAUUUGGCAUUUAUUCGCAUCCAAACUUCGGACCGACAUUUGGCGAGGAAGCUAAAUUUGAUUUAAAAUCAUUUAGCGGCACAAUCAAUAACGCAAGCGGUGUAUUCCAAUUAGAUGGUGCAUUCACAUUUGGAACGCACUUUGCCAUGACUGGUGUAUCAAGUUGGGACGAAAUCCACAACGGGGUAGUUACUGUUACAGAUAUCGAAGUUUACAGCGUUGCAGUAAAACAAGUUACAGAAGAGCCUUAUCAAGCUCAUUGGCGAAAGAUGCCAGAAUGGAAUAGAAAGUUGUCUCAAGAAUUGCUACAAGAAGUGAAAUCUUUACAACCAAGCCCUGAAAUGAAGCUUCAGGACUAUCGUAUCUUGCUGAUUGGUCCAGUGGGAGCUGGUAAAUCCAGCUUCUGUAACACGGUGAAUUCAGUGUUCAGAGGAAGAAUGACACAAAGGGCUAUUUGUGGAGAAGGACAACACAGCAUCACAACUGCGUAUCAGCCAUAUGUUUUGAACUCGAAGGACAAUGUACCGCUACAUGUCCGACUUUGCGACACACGAGGCCUGGAACCAAACUUUGGAAUCGAAACGAUGGAAUUCAGCUAUCUACUUAACGGACAUAUACCCGAGAGAUAUGAGUUUAAUGCUGAAAAGUCGAUUUCUUUAGACGACCCUAUGUUUGUGCUGAAGCCAAGCCUUAAAGAUAGGCCCCAUUGCGUUGUGUUCGUACUGGACGCUACAACAAUUGGAAAGUUGGAUGAGAAACUGUUGGAAAAAAUUAAGAACUUCAGGAAGUCUGCAACAAGGAAACAAAUUCCACAAGCAGUUCUCUUGACGAAAAUAGAUAUACAAGAUAAAGCUGUCGGUCAACAUUUAGAAAAGGUUUACACAAGCACUGUUAUAGAAAAAAAAGUUCAGGAAAUUUCCAACAUGAUUGGCUUUCCGAAGAACCAUGUGUUUCCGGUGAAAAACUACGAAGAUGAGAUGCUUCUUGAUGACGGAGUGAACAUCCUGGCGUUAUUGGCGCUGAGACAGAUCCUAUACUUUGCUGAGGAUUACAUUGAAAAUCAGCGGUCUGAGGUGGCAGAAGGGCCUGAAGAGGAGAGAGUUGACAAAAGCCAAAUGGACUUAUCGUAGGAAAUAUGUCUAAGGCUAUGACUCCAGGGGAACACAAAGGUCUUCGCGGCUUUUCCAGUAAGAAAAAACUCAAUAUCGAUGAUGAUGAUGAUGAUUUCUCAUAAAGAAGAAUGGACUUCGGAUGUACUUAGACAAUUGUUAUGAAAACUAUUGCUAGAAUCAACAUUAUCACAAAUACUUGUAAAAGGUACUAAAACAUUACUGACCAAUUCCAAAAUAUCAUCCUACGUGUAUAUUAAUAUGACAUAUUAUCUUUUUAGUGUGAUAUGAUUAUUUGAUUUGUUGUACUUUCUUGUUUACUUUUAUGUUGUUUUUUCUCGUGCAUUUCAUUCGCGUGUGAUUACUAGCGUAUUCAGUUUUUUAAUUGUAUGUUUAUUUUAUAAACAUGGUCUUAUUUUUAUCAUUAUGCAUUGUACAUUUAACAAUCACAAAAGGUUAGCGUUAAACAGAUACGGUGUUUGUUAUUAAUUCGACCAAAAUAAAAUAAAUUAAUACUUGUAAAGAAGUUUUUAUCACAUGUAUUGUAUGCUGGUAAAAUGAUCAUGAAAAAUUUUCAAAAUGCAUUUUAUAAACGGUAUGGUUUUGUAUCUUUACUCUUUGAUGGACUUAUUUGCAUUAUAUCUUUAGUGUGUGGUUGAAUUAUUUUUGCAUUGAUGUCGAUUUAUGUCAGUAUAUUGUUGUUUAUUUGUAUACGAUUUAUACUUAACAAGGUAGUAUACGUUGGGAUAACGAUUUUGUAAAAGAAAACACAAAAAGUAUUCUGGAAACUGGAGUUUUAAAGUAUAAUUGAAAACAUAUAAAUAUGUAAAAUCCUAAGCUCCAAUCUAAAAACAUUAUACUAUUUUUUUAAACAAUCAAGCAAAAAAAGCAAACCAAACAAAUAAUUGGGAAAAUCUGCCAAUAGCAGAACAUAAAUUAUAUAUGCAUCUAUUAUUGGCGUCGCACUGAAGUGCGGCGACUAGUUUGUAAUACGUUUUUUUUCGCUUAUGGGAGGAGAAGUUAUUUUACGGAUCAAUGUAUAUAUUUAGUACAACAUUUAUUGCCAAUAAUGCAAAGCUAAUUAUUUUAAUUAAUAACUAAUCACAGGUACUGGACAAUAAUAAAAGAUCACAGGGACUGGGCAAAUAUGCGAACCGGUAAAACUUUCUGGUUUUGUUUAAAAACAAAACUUCUUUGUUCCAAUAUCCUAUUGUUACUAAUAAAGGCGCUGUAGAGCGCGAAGCGCGACACGUAUUAUUAAUUGUAAUAAUGAGUCUUAAUAAAGGAAGCAGCCGCUUAUCAAUGAGGAGCACCAUCACAGCACCCCAGUCUCAUUACUAUCAAGUCCUCCUACAGGUUUUUUUAAGAACCACAUAUAAAAUGCCGCAGGCCUGAUCCGUAUCUUGCCAUUGGUAUGGACCCUUUGGUACGGAUCUUUAACUCCGCUCACUAUCCAGCGUUUAAACUUUCGGGUUUACAUUUAAACCGACUAUUAAUAGCUUAUUAAUAUCUUAGUAAGAAGAUGAUUUUUCAAGCGGUUUCGUAGUGUAGUGGUUUCACGCUCGCUUCACAUGUGAGAGGCCCAAGGUUCGAGUCCCAGUAGAAUCAAAUUAUUUUAUUUGUGUUCUAUGUUAACUUUUUGUUUUGAUGUCGACAUUUUAGUUUAAAUAAAUAUUCGGUUUAAUUGUAA